GGAAUUGGACCCCACAAUCCGUGUAACCGUGAUAGUGAAGCGUAUGCAGAGAGAAACACUCCAUCAAACAAACAACCAAAGUCAUACGAGGAGAAAAUUCAUUAUUAAUGAAUCAAAAUUUAUUCUUACUAUUACCUUCAUUAAAUUCAGAACACUGAUGCUGCUAAAGUAAAAGAAUUAUUCAAAGAAAACACACUUUGGUUUUUAUUUAUGGUUUGAGUUGUUGGGAUCCUGUCAAUGGUAGUGAGUUGUUAUCAUCAUCAUCAUCAUCAUGAUACUAUGUCUAUUGCAAAGAUUCUGAAACACACUGUGUUUCUUCAUAUUGAAACUCGGUUUCUGAAACUCGGUUUUUGAAUCAGGAGACAAUUUUGAACGAUAUUGAAACUGGUAAGAAACAGUCAAGAGUUUGUGUCAGAAACAUUCUUCAUCUUAACUUCGAUCUCCGACAUAAUUGUUUUGUCUUGUCCUUUUUAGCAUAAAUCAUCAUACUAUAUGGUUCUGGUUAGUUAGUUCGGUAUUGGAAGUUUGGUUUGUGAUAAGAAGAUAUUUUGCACGUGUGAAAUGUGGUGAAUUUGAAGUUUAGAAGAAAUACAAAAUAUGUCGGCAGCGUCGCCGUCUCCGGCACCACCGCAACUACCUUCUAAUACCACUCGUCCGCCUUCCUCAUCUACUGCUCCGUCGCCUAACAGUUCAACUUCACCUCCACCACCGCAGCAACCACCCUCUUCCUCUUCACCUCCUCCGGCUGCUCCUCCUCCAGCUGUGCCGUCGUCUCCUCGGCCUUCACCUCCAUCGCCGCCUCCUGUAGCUCCUACUCCAACCCCGCCAACACGCCCUCCUCCAUCGCCCCAAUCGCCACCACCAUCUUCACCAGCUCGUCCCUCACCGCCACCGCAAUCACCCGUUCCUCCAAGAAGCUCUCCUCCGCCUUCACCACCAGUAGCACCGUCGCCACUACCAUCUUCUCCACCUCGUCGCUCACCACCACCACCACAAUCAAGAAGCCCUCCCCCGCCUUCACCACCAAUUGCACCUUCAAAUCCACCCCAAUCAUCUCCACCGGAAAAUUCACCCCCUUCUCCCACCGUGACACCACCCAGACCUUCACCUCCACCAUCCCCCAAUAACUCAUCUCAAACUCCACCACCAGCAUCAUCACCGCCGUCACCAUUACCGGCACCAUCACCAUCACCAUCACCAUCAUCAACCAGCCCUCCUGCAAGACCUAGUUCACCACCACCUCGGCCUUCAAAUUCAACACCAAGGGUAUCACCUCCAUCACCCUCAAUCAUUCAUUUGUCGCCGCCUCCGCCACCACAGAAUGGACCAGAACAAUCAAGCCCUGAAUCCGGAAGCAGCAGUGGUGGAAUUGGUUCUGGUGCUGUAGUGGCUAUAGCUGUAUUUGGUGGAAUUCUAUUGCUUGGCUUCAUUGGAGUUGCUAUAUGGUGUUUGAGGAGGCAAAAGAAAAGGGAUUCUCCUCAUGAUGGUUAUGUCAUGCCUUUCACUCUUCCCUCCUCAACUGAAUCAGAUUCAUCCUUUUUAAAGAUACACGCUGCCUCUGAUCCUCUUGUAAGAAGUGGAUCUAGCAGUGAUGUUGUGCAUACACCAUCUGACCCUGGUGGUGGUGGAAUGGGCCACUCAAGGAACUGGUUUUCAUAUGAAGAACUAAUCAAGGCCACAAAUGGUUUCUCAACUAUGAAUCUUUUGGGAGAAGGUGGAUUUGGUUCUGUGUAUAAAGGAUGUUUACCUGAUGGCAGAGAGAUAGCGGUGAAGCAGCUCAAAAUUGGUGGGAGUCAAGGGGAGAGAGAAUUCAAAGCUGAAGUCGACAUAAUUAGUCGCAUACAUCAUCGCCAUUUGGUUUCUUUAGUUGGACACUGCAUUCAAGAUAACAGAAAAAUACUUGUCUAUGACUAUGUCCCUAACAACACACUUCAUUUUCAUCUACAUGAGGGAGGUCAACCUGUGCUGGAAUGGGAAAAACGUGUUAAAAUCGCAGCUGGUGCAGCUCGAGGAAUAGCUUAUCUCCAUGAAGACUGCAAUCCUCGGAUUAUUCACAGAGAUAUCAAGCCAUCAAACAUUCUUUUGGAUUACAACUAUGAAGCUCAGGUCUCAGAUUUUGGCCUAGCGAAAUUAGCUCUAGAUGCAAAUACACAUGUAACGACGCGCGUCAUGGGAACUUUUGGGUACGUUGCCCCUGAAUACGCGUCAAGUGGAAAAUUGACCGACAAGUCUGAUGUAUAUUCUUUUGGAGUUGUGCUUUUGGAGCUCAUUACCGGACGGAUGCCAGUAGAUCCAUCACAAAUGAGCGAUGAGAGUCUAGUUGAAUGGGCUCGACCUUUGCUAAGUGAUGCACUUGAAACUGGGGAAUUUGAGAGUUUCAUAGAUCCAAAGCUAGGAAAGAACUACAUUGAUAGUGAAAUGUUUUGCAUGAUUGAAGUUGCUGCUGCUUGUGUUCGGCAUUCAGCUUCUAAGAGACCUCGCAUGGGACAGGUUGUUAGAGCUUUCGAAAGCUUAGCAACUUCAGAUCUAACGAACGGAAUGCGAGUUGGUGAAAGCCAGGCAUUUGACUCUGCACAACAAUCUGAAGAAAUAAGAUUGUUUCGAAGGAUGGCAUUUGGUAGUCAAAAUUAUAGCACAGACUAUUUUAAUCACUCUAGUUUGCGUUUGUAAAGGCUGAUCUAUGUAUGUAAGUAGUGGAAGAGUUUUUCAGACCAAAACUUCUUAUUCAAGCAAAGCCAAAGCGAGGAGGCCCUAGUUGAAUUUUUUUGGCUGUAGAUAUACCUAAUGUGCACUGUUGCCUUUGAUUCGGGAUCUGCUGACUGGAUUCUUAUCAGGUUCAAACCCCCAUUCUUGUGACCAGAAUUUAUGUUUGUUUUCAUUAACUGUUCUUUUUAUGCAAUUUUGUUUCUUGUAAGUAAAUUGUAAAAUAUUACUUAUAAAUUGAUUUUUAACAUAGUGAUAAUAUACAAGUGUGACUCUUGACAUGA
Trifolium pratense (red clover) is the source of this 2987-nucleotide messenger RNA. Its product is annotated as proline-rich receptor-like protein kinase PERK9. The transcript has 8 exons. Gene Ontology annotation, molecular function: protein kinase activity; ATP binding. Bases 598 to 2670 code for a protein of 690 amino acids. Gene Ontology annotation, biological process: protein phosphorylation. The record is from RefSeq and is a predicted model, not a curated record. NCBI's taxonomy places the organism in Eukaryota, Viridiplantae, Streptophyta, Magnoliopsida, Fabales, Fabaceae.